UCAGUGUCUUCAUCUUUCUCCAAAGGCCAAAGACAAGAAAUUUUGGCUUAUUACAGACAAACACAUAUAAUUCCUUCUAUAUAUGAUCCAUUUGACCAAAUUUUUUUGUCUCACUUGUAUAGUCUAAAGAAUCUAGUCUAUUUAAAAUAUAUUUCCACUAACAUGCAGAUCCUUCAAUGGCUUUUCAAGAAUGCAAAUGAGACCAAUUUUAACACCAAUUCUAGCAAGAAGCAAGUUGUUACUGAUGAGGAAGUGAAAUCCCAAGGCAUUGUCCUGUUUGGGAUUUCUCGAAAAAAGAGAAAUCGAGCUGGAAAAUCAGCAAAUUCAUGCUGCUGCAACAUCCUCAAUUUGUUCAACACAUUACGCAGAAAAGACAUUGCGAAAGAUUAUUUCUACAGCACGAUUCGUCUAAAGAGAUUGGAAAGUUCGCGAAGGAAACAACAAUUUGUAGAUUGCAUGAAGAUGAAAAAACAGAGUCUUACUCGUGGAUUAAGCUUUCGUCGAAAGUCAGAUUCUGCCACAGCCAAAGUUUUGCCAGUUAGUGAUGGCCAUAAGGAGCAAAAUUUUAGUGCAGAUAAGAAGGAAAAGGCUAAUGGAAAUAAAAUCAAGACAGUUUCAAAGAUGAAGGAACUAAUAAGAUGGGCUACUGCUGCUAAAUCACAAAAGGGAGGAAAAUACUUUGGUCAAAAGGUUCUGCACUUACGCGAUAGGUCGGACUUAAAGGCAGUACCAGAUGAUGAUCAACUGAGCUAUGACUCUCCAAAGAUCAGCUUCAGAUGGGAUGUUGAUCAAAAUUACUCUGCAAUUUCAGUGACAAAAAAUCACCAAUCUAUAAAAAAUUCCCCUUUUAACUCAACUAUGGUCCAUAUAGAUCAGUGCCCUGCAGCAACUAGAAAAGGAAAUUGGGUUACCACAGAUUCUGAAUUUGUGGUACUAGAGCUAGAGGUAUGAAGAAGAUUGGUGGUCUCUGUGCCACGUGGAUUAUAGUAAUUUGUUCAUCAACUUUGCUACUUUGAUGUAACGUUAUUUGUUUAACGCACAUGACAUUCACCUUAUAUGUCAAUUUUAUAUUCUAACCAACGUUCAACGAUAACAAUAAUGUGUCUGGAGGCUGCUAAAAACCCACGAAUAGCAAGUGCUUUUUCUUGUGUGGAUCUUAUUUU
Solanum stenotomum is the source of this 1163-nucleotide messenger RNA. RefSeq lists its product as uncharacterized. The record is from RefSeq and is a predicted model, not a curated record. The transcript is spliced from 5 exons. The coding region runs from base 163 to 951 and encodes 262 amino acids. NCBI's taxonomy places the organism in Eukaryota, Viridiplantae, Streptophyta, Magnoliopsida, Solanales, Solanaceae.